UCUUUGAAUCCAAAGUGGAAUGAAGAAAUACUAUUCAGAGUCCACCCUCAGCAGCACCGGCUUCUUUUCGAAGUGUUUGAUGAGAAUCGUUUGUGCUAUUUGGUGCUUACUUUGUACCGGCAAGACCCCAAGAGGAUCAGAAGAAAUAAGUGCUUGCAGUGAAGCACUUUAUUACUAAGCCUGGUUUGCAACUGUUAUAUAUCUCCUACAACACAACAGUAUCUCAGUCCACCCAGAUAAAAGUCAACAAAUAUGUGUUUAUAACCACAGAGAAAACGUUGACUGGCCAAAUGCCUGCAGUUCAUUAUUUAACGUUAAUAAUUAGAGGACUUUUCUCAUUAAAUGGAGAUGUGAGGUCGUGCCUCCUAGCCUUGUGGUGAAUUACUUAGUACCAGAAGUAAAACUGAAGUCAUUGGAAAAAGCAUGAAAUGAUCAGGACUUUUCCUACUUUACAGAAAAGAAUAAAAUACAGGGAUAUUAUUGCAGUCUGUCAAAUCAUAAAGGAAAUAGGUUGUCUAAAACAAAAAUAAAGCUGGGCGUGAAAAAAGGAGGCUGGGCAUGGCGGCACAUAUGUGUAAUCCUAAUAUUGGGAAACUGAGGCAGGAGGACCCUGGAUUUGGAGCUUAGCAGCAAUGGUGAAUGUUUUAGAGCCUUCAGUCACACAUAUAAGGGGUGCGUGCCACAGGCUCACUGCCACUGACAGCGAGACCUUGUCUGUCCCAAUAUAUAAAAUAAAAAAGGCCUAAAGAUGUAGUUUCGUGGGGAGGCUCUAGUUUCAGUCCUUAACAAUCACAGAUUACAAAGCUUAUGCAAGCGCUUUAUCACUGAGCCCAGUUCACAACUGCUUUAUACCUCCUAAGACACAACAGUAUCUCAUUCCACUCAAAUAAAAGUUAACAAAUUCAUUUAUUUCUGUGUUGUCACGUCUUGAUUAAAAAUACUUUUUAGAGAAUUGUGACUGAACAAAGAUCAAAUUUGAAUAGAUUUUCUUUUCAAACUAUGAGUAUAUGUUUUUACAUAUUUGUAAUUACUUAGAAAAAAACUUACUUAGAAAAAUACAACUUGGGUGUAGUGCCAUGUGGUGUAAACAACUGAACUAUUUUACUUUUUACUUUCCCAUGAAUGAGCCAGUAUGUAUUUAAGACUGGAGUUCCAGCUAUAAAAUUCAGGUAAGGGCUUUAAAUACACCCUAGAGUAUUAUUUAAAAAUAAAUUUGUUUCUUUCAAACAGAAUACCAAUCUUGGUCUAUGACAUUUGGAAGAGAAAUUAAAUUAUUAAACUUUUACUGCCUUGUAAACUGAAAAUAAAGGUUAUAUAAAUACAAAGCAGCAAAUAUAUGUAGAUAUACAACAUCAUAACCUCUAACAAGACAAACACUGUACUGUUCUCUACUGUGAGGGUUUAUCAGUGCUGGUAACUCCAUCUCCAGGGCAGGGCUAGUAUUUGGAAAGGUAAACAAGCAUGGACUUUGUUUAUACAGAGAAAUGUGCAGCAGGGUUUGUUUCUGUAUGGAUGUGGAACAGCUCCAUGGAUUGUUUCACAGCACCGGUAGGGGCCGGCAAAGAGCUCUUAGAGCUUUUAGAACAGCAUUGGCAUUGAGGUAUGUUUAUUUGAUGUGUUAAAUCUGUUUUAGUCUUCGUUACUCACCACAACCUCUGUUAAGUGAAUGGAUUGCAGACAGUGGAAUGAAAUGCCCAAUGUGCUCAAAUUAUACUGGGUAUAGUUUUCCUGUCUAAUCUGCAUAUAUUUUUAAUGGAAUGUUUGCUUAGGCUAUUUCUUGGCAGAAUUUUAAUAGUCAAACUAUAAAUGGCAUCAUUUAAAGACUGUACUACUUGGCUGGGAAAGGCCUUAAAAUUACAGGAGAAAAUGCUUGGUGACAGCAUUUCUUACAUUUCUUUUUUUCUCCCUCAAAUAUAUGUUCAUUUUUGCAGUAGUGCCACUGGGUUUAAUUUGUCACACUGUGUGUAAGCUUUCAUUUUUUGUAAUUCUGAAGCCAAAAAUAUCUUUUGAUUUAAUGCUGAAGAUUUAAUUCACCCCGUUUUGGUAUUUCUAAAUUUGCACAACUGUUUGAAUUUUCUCCUUUUAAAAAAACUUAACAGUCCAUAUUUCUUUCUGCAUUAACUAACUUGCCAGGAUUCCUAGUAUGGCCACUUUUUGGAAAUUUAAUCUUUGAUACUCAAUUACGUGGGCUUCGUUCCUACCAACUUCCUGUAAUUCUAUACCUUUCGGUAAAAAUAUUAGUGGUCAGACUCUGCUGGAGAAAGUAUAGGCACUGAGACUCUCUCCCAGAAUUAAGUGUUCAUUUAAUAGAGCUGGUGUGAAAAAAUACUGUUUCAUCUUGAAAUGCGAGGGGCCGUUGUUCUUGUGUUACUCAUUCAUGCAAGUUGGAGAAGGUAUAAUUGAAACAAGGUUGGCUGUGUUCUAGUCAGUGUGCUCCUGAGCUCGCUCAAAGGUCGCUGGAAAUCAAGUGCUGUGUGAGUGAAGACGUUUGGACUACAAGCGAUUCAAGACAUUUGGGGAAUGUGCGUCCAGGAGUGGGUCACUGUUCUCUUUUUAUGAUAUCUGGUAUCUAAUGUUUUAAGCAGGAUAAAGACCACGACUUGAGAGCUCUGUCAGGAGCCACAAAUGACUGCUGCUUUUGCGGCAGCGCAGCUGCUUCUAGCCUGUGUGAGGACAGAGAUCUUUGUUUUGACUCUCAGCCCUUAACAUGUUUGGAAAUGAGAACAAAUGGCACAAAGCUUACGAUUGCACUUUGCAGCCCGAAGAAGUAAUACUUACCCUUUGUCAGAAAGCUCCGGAGAUGAUCUGGAUAACCGGCUUCAUAUAUCCUUCCAAAGACCAGCACAGAUUUCCUCAGCUAAUGCUGUUCAGAUGGAGCUGAAGGCUCAGGAAGGAGCCUGCAUUCCUUCACCUGAGAACAUCGGUAAGAAGAGCAGCUGCCUACAGAUUUCACUGCAGCCCACGAAAUACAGCGAGUGUCUUCAACCCAGCAGUGUCUUAGUGGACGGUGACGGUGAAGAAGCUUUGUUUCUCUGUGCUGUCAAGGGCGGCAUCCAGACUAGUGUUGGGAGUGAUGGUCACCUCAUAAGCAGUCCUGCUGUCAGCAGUGGAAGCCUUGGUAGCUUUGCAGCCAGUGAUCAUGGAUCCUACAGCAGCGUCAGUAGUGAUUAUGGAUCAUGUACAAGCAUCACCAGUGGAGGCUCCUACACCAGCAGUGUCAUCAGUGACAAUAAUGGUUACGCUUUUCUACCCACUGAUGACACAUUUUUUGGUGGAAAUUUAUCUGCUGACAGCACGUCUGACAGAAAUGCACCAAACAGGAAUACCACUCCCUGUGAGAAUGUUUCAAGAAAUCCAAGCAGAGUUCCUUCUGUCCAGGCUGACUUAGAGCAUGGAAUCAAAACUGUGAAAUUACCAGUGAGCAGGAAUGCAAAAAUUCCACUAAAACGUUGCUCUUCCUUAGUCAUUUUUCCUCGGAGUCCCUCAAACACACCACCAACUUCUCCGACAAGUACAGGUGUUCUCCCGAGCAAGGGGUCCUACCAAACCUCACAUCAGUUCAUUAUUUCCCCUAACGAAGUUGCACAUCGUGAGGAUGGUUCCAGUGCAAAGGGAUUUCUUUCAACUGCUGUCAGUGGGCUUCGAUUAUCUAAAAUAGUCUGUGCUCCGGCAGAAGUCAGAGAUAAACGACCUCUUCAUUCAGGCUCAUCCCAGAAGAAAGUUGUGAUUUCAAAUAAUAGUCCAAAACAGACUGUUUGUGAAAAGUCAUCUGAAGGAUAUUCAUGUGUUUCAGUGCAUUUUGCCCAACAAAAAGCAGCCACAUUAGACUAUGACACAACAAAUGGUGAUUGUAAACUGGAGAUGUCAGAAAUUCCACUUAAUUUUGAUGCAAAGUAUACUAAGCUUGGGCACAGGACAUCUGCGUGUUUAAAAUCCACCCAACACAUGGAUUACCAAAGAAAAUGCAAUGCAGAAUUAAGAAAACCAACUUCACAGAUAAACAAAAACCACACUGUUUUACAAAGAAGUAUUUCAUUGGGAGGAACUUACCCAAAUACUUCCUGUUUAUCCAGUCUUAAACACAGUUGUUCUAAAGGGGGACCAUCGCAGUUACUCAUAAAGUUUUCAUCUGGAAAUAAAGGUAAAAUUGACAGUUUAUCGAGAGACAGCAUCAGCAAUUUCACAAAUGGAUUAUCUAAUUCUUGCAAGACAAGAGAUGAUUUCCUAGGUCAAGUGGAUGUUCCUCUUUAUCCAUUACCGACAGAGAACCCAAGACUGGAGAGACCAUAUACAUUUAAGGACUUUGUUCUUCACCCAAAAAGUCACAAAUCAAGAGUUAAAGGUUAUCUGAGAUUAAAAAUGACUUAUUUGCCUAAAACCAGUGGCUCAGAAGAUGAUAAUGCAGAACAGGCUGAGGAAUUAGAGCCUGGCUGGGUUGUUUUGGACCAACCAGAUGCUGCUUCCCACUUGCAGCAGGAGCCGUCUCCCCUUCCUCCAGGGUGGGAGGAGAGGCAGGAUAUCCUCGGGCGGACCUACUACGUGAACCAUGAGUCCCGGAGGACCCAGUGGAAAAGACCAACCCCCCAGGACGACCUCACAGAUGCUGAAGGUGGUGACAUUCAGCUGCAAGCACAGCGUGCCUUUACCACCAGGCGGCAGAUAUCAGAGGAAACAGAAAGCAGUGACAUACAGGAGUCCGAGAAUUGGGAGAUUAUAAGAGAGGACGAAACUGCCGUGUCCAGCAGUCAAACCUUCCCACCACCUCCUCCACCAGGUCUCCUGGAUGUUCAGCCCCAUCUUGCAGAAGAAUUGAGUGCCAGGCUCACUGUUCACCAAAAUUCAUCUGCCAGCCAGCCAGCAGCCAGCUCAAAUCACGCCAGCAGCAGAGGCAGCUUGCAAGCCUAUACUUAUGAGGAGCAGCCAGCACUUCCUGUGCUUUUGCCUACUUCAUCUGGAUUGCCACCAGGUUGGGAAGAAAAGCAAGAUGAAAGAGGAAGAGUGUAUUACGUAGACCACAAUUCCAGAACUACAACCUGGACAAAGCCCACUGUGCAGGCCACUUUGGAAGCCAGCCCAGCACCCUCUGGCCAGGGCUCUUCUGCCGGCCUGCCGGCCACCGAGAGAGACACCAGGCAGCCUCCUGCCCAGCCGCCCGAAAUCCAGCACGGACUCCUUCCAAAAGGCUGGGAGGUUCGGCAUGCACCAAAUGGGAGGCCUUUCUACAUCGACCACAACACCAAAACCACCACCUGGGAAGAUCCAAGAUUGAAAAUUCCAGCUCAUCUCAGAGGAAAAGCACCACCUGAAUAUUCCGGGGACCUGGGGCCUUUACCUCCAGGAUGGGAAGAAAGAACUCACACAGAUGGAAGAAUCUUCUACAUAAAUCACAAUAUAAAACGAACACAGUGGGAAGACCCUCGGCUGCAGAAUGUAGCCAUAACUGGACCAGCAGUGCCCUACUCCAGGGAUUACAAAAGAAAGUACGAGUUCUUCCGAAGGAAGUUGAAGAAGCAGAAUGACAUUCCAAACAAAUUCGAAAUGAAACUUCGCCGAGCCACUGUGCUGGAGGACUCUUACCGAAGGAUCAUGGGUGUGAAGAGAGCUGACUUCCUCAAGGCCCGGCUCUGGAUUGAGUUCGAUGGGGAGAAAGGCUUAGAUUACGGAGGCGUGGCCCGGGAGUGGUUCUUCUUGAUCUCCAAGGAGAUGUUUAACCCUUAUUAUGGGUUGUUUGAAUAUUCUGCUACGGAUAAUUACACCCUGCAGAUCAACGCGAACUCUGGGUUGUGUAAUGAAGAUCACCUCUCUUACUUCAAGUUUAUCGGCAGGGUAGCGGGGAUGGCAGUGUAUCAUGGCAAACUGUUGGAUGGUUUUUUCAUCCGCCCAUUUUACAAGAUGAUGCUACACAAGCCAAUAACGCUCCAUGACAUGGAGUCUGUGGAUAGUGAGUAUUAUAAUUCACUGAGAUGGAUUCUUGAAAAUGACCCAACAGAACUGGACCUAAGGUUUAUCAUAGAUGAAGAACUUUUUGGACAGACACACCAACAUGAGCUGAAAAAUGGUGGUUCAGAAAUUGUUGUCACCAAUAAGAACAAAAAGGAAUAUAUUUACCUUGUAAUACAGUGGAGAUUUGUCAAUCGAAUUCAGAAGCAAAUGGCUGCUUUUAAAGAGGGAUUUUUUGAACUAAUACCACAGGAUCUCAUCAAACUUUUUGAUGAAAAUGAACUGGAGCUUCUCAUGUGCGGGCUGGGAGACGUGGAUGUGAGCGACUGGCGGGAGCACACAAAGUACAAGAACGGCUACAGCGCAAGUCACCAAGUCAUACAGUGGUUCUGGAAGGCUGUUUUAAUGAUGGAUUCAGAAAAAAGAAUACGAUUACUUCAGUUUGUCACCGGUACAUCCCGGGUGCCGAUGAAUGGAUUUGCUGAGCUAUAUGGCUCCAAUGGACCACAGUCCUUCACAGUGGAGCAGUGGGGCACCCCGGAGAAGCUUCCCAGAGCUCACACCUGCUUCAAUCGCUUGGACCUGCCACCCUAUGAAUCAUUUGAAGAAUUAUGGGAUAAACUUCAGAUGGCAAUUGAAAACACUCAGGGUUUUGAUGGAGUCGAUUAGAUUACAAAUAACAAUCGAUGGUGUUUUUGCUGCCAGUUUUAUAAACAAAAUUAUGACUUAAAAUUUUCCAGGGAACUACUAAAACUCAGCCACUGAUUGUUCCCAGUUACUGGAGAAAACCGUUAAAACAUUAGAAGAAAUAGUAUGACAGUUUUGCUAUUAUUUCAGUCAAUUUAAGUAAUGUGCAUUGAUACAGUUACUUCGUCCUGUCUGUAGAGCUCUCACUAUAGGACAUGAAUCCAAGUGCCUGCAGGAGUCAAUUCUGUCCUUAACAUUUACCUCUUACAGUAUUUGCCAUGCAGAUCUUCCUUAAACUACUGAAAUUAUAACUGUGAAAUAUUUGUGAUAGGUGUCACAUGAAAAGUUUGAUGCUUUUUUUGAGAAGGAAAACUGCAAUUUGAGAAAAAUACUUUAGUAUUUAGUGCUACGUAAGUUUAGUGCUACAUAAGCUAUUUAUUACUUUGUAGAUUUGCCCAAUGCACCUUACGUCAUCCUAGAGUUUUAGGAAAACCUUGGAGGCUGUAUUACCUACAUUUUUAGCCAGUCGACUUGCAGCAAAAUUGUUCAGUUGUUCAUUUUAAAAGUAUUAAACUUUCAUUAAUAUGAAGCUUUACUGAACACAGUAACUUCUGAGAGGGGCAAAGUCCUGCUGAGGACACAGUGUUGGAGCAUCCUUUGCCUGACCCGGCAGUGCUGCUCCUCAGAGUUCACACGUCUCCUGCAAACCCCAAGGUCUCACGGAGCAGUGUUCUUACUGCGCCUGGAACGGCGGGUUGGGGUUGUCUGCACGGCUCCCUGGUGAGCAGUGAGUCCGUGUUUACAGGAUUGAUCAUGUUUACAGGUGAUAUUCAUUGCUGUAGUUACAUUUUUAUAUUUUUAUUAUCACUUUAAUAUAGAAAACCAAAUAAUGUGUUUAAAAUAGCCAAAGAAUAGUUAAGUCCAUAAUUUGUAUUGAAUUUAUUACCAUAUUUCUUAUAUUUUUCUAAAAAAUACUGUUUACUGUGCAAACGGUGGUGGUUUGUUAUAAAUCAGGAGCCCUCUAGUCAGAAUGCCACAGGUAGUGGCGACCUCGGCCAGACUGAAACACCUGGGGCUCAGACUUGGUCCGGCCAGCACCGGGGGCCCAGCAUGUUUGGCGCCAUGCGAUGCCCCCGUGGUGGGUACAAGUGCAUGAAUGAACAUGAGGGUGAGCAGAAUAAGACAAAAGGAAAAGCGUUCUUUGCUUUUUUGUUGUUUUUGACGAGGAACAGGGAUUGAGCCCAGGGCCUUUGUAUUAAGCUACAUCCCACUCCAUUUUCCUUUUUUACUUCUUAUUUUGAGACAGGGUCUUGCUAAGUUAUCAAGUUGCCCAAGAUGGAGUGGAACUUGCAGUCUUCCUGCCUCAGCCUCCUACAGUGCUGGGAUUCUAGGUGUGGGAGUAUUCUAGGUCCCAGCACACUUACAGAGAUGGAGUGUAUCAAGACUUUAUUUCUGUGUUUCAUCCCUGUAUUGGAAUAUUAUUCAGAAAAUGGUUUUACAUUUCAACCUGUUUCUUAAUAUGGUAUUUUGGUGAUAGGGGAAUAAUCAGAAAUAUGUGUUGUGAACAUUCUUAAAUACAUGCAGAUGUGCUGAGAGACAGGUCAGUACUUCGGCAGGGCCCAUGUCCGUUGGAGUAGCAUGGUGAGUGCUCAUCAGCGCUGGCUCCAGGUGCCAACGACAGCAGGAACCCAGUUUAUAGGGUGCCCGCGCAAGCAUGUGGAGGGCCAUUCUCCUAAGUGCCUCCACCCACGUCUCGGUGUGGUGCUGGCUUCAUCUCCUGUGUGGGAACAGAAGCAGCUGACUCUUCCCCAGUCACACAGUGUUGUGGGGCCCACCUUGUGUCAUGCGAGACCGUGGUGAGCUCUGAGCCUGAACACCAGAAAGGCAUGUGCAGAGCCUGCCAACCAGGAAAGGCUUGGCUGUGGCCACCAGGCAGUGCCCAAAAGGGGCCACACUGACCACCUGGGUAGCACCUUCAUCUGAAAGGAAAGUGGCUCAGAGAGCGUGACAGGGCAGGGGACAUGUCCAACCCUGAGCAUGUGCUGCAUGUGAGUCAUCAUCCGGAUUCAGGACGACCUCCGUGUGGGCAGUAUGUCUGGCACUGGCCUCAGAACAUAGAACUGAAUGAGAAAGCAGGAUUUUCCAUGGCUGUACAAGUAGCAUUUUGUGAAGUAUCGUCGGCAUCAGCUUCAGGAAGCGUCAGGUCUGCCCCAUCCCAUCGCUCACACUUGGACAGUCCUGUGGCUCUACCAGGAAAUGGUGUCCAUGAGAUCAGACUCCACCUGCCACCGCCACCGCCGCCUUCCUCCUCACGGGACCCUCGCCCUUGGCAUAGAGCUGACUCCAGGGCUUCCUCAGAGGGAGCCAGGAACAUCCUCAAGAGAAAGCCAGGACAUCUACGUCCCUGGACAUCCCAGCACAGCAUUUGAGCUCACGCUUUCUCAUCAAAUGUUAACAAACAUAGAAUUGUAUUACAAAUGCAGAUUUCAAUGGUAUGCAUUUUAGUUUAUAUUUGUAACGCUGAAGUUAUUCCACAUAAGUAUCAAGUUAUAUUCAAUUCAUGUUGAUUACAAGCUAUUUGACAUUGUUUUUUAAAAUCUUAUAUGGUAAAUAUAUAUUAAGAUUAAUGUGUCAAAAUUUAUUACAUACUUUAUAAAACCAUUUUUUUAAAACCUGCCACAAGUAAAGUUUACUCUAAUUUUAAAAACAA
Molecule: messenger RNA, 9337 nt
Organism: Cavia porcellus (domestic guinea pig)
Lineage: Eukaryota; Metazoa; Chordata; Mammalia; Rodentia; Caviidae
Gene: Nedd4
Product: NEDD4 E3 ubiquitin protein ligase
Exons: 27
Coding region: 2728-6609 (1293 amino acids)
Biological process (GO): neuromuscular junction development; ubiquitin-dependent protein catabolic process; regulation of dendrite morphogenesis
Cellular component (GO): cytoplasm
Molecular function (GO): ubiquitin protein ligase activity; protein binding; sodium channel inhibitor activity
Source: RefSeq, a predicted model, not a curated record